Closterium sp. NIES-67 is the source of this 2219-nucleotide messenger RNA. Lineage: Eukaryota; Viridiplantae; Streptophyta; Zygnematophyceae; Desmidiales; Closteriaceae. The record is from the annotation of a GenBank genome assembly.
UGUUCCACUUUUCUCUCUCAGCUCCAACCUUAGCCGUUUUCCUGAUUCAUUUUCAUAAACCUGACUGAUUAGCUCUAGUAAUUUUUACGUCUAGCGUUUUGUUUUCGUCUCAUUAGUACGCCUUCCUUCGCGCAUGAUUGAUUACAACUACAUCCCGGACCGCUAUAUCCACUUAAUCGCCAUUUUCCGCCCCAACUUUUUCCCGUGUAUUCCUCCAGGUGUGCGUUAACGACGGUUGCGGAGGCCCACGCUACGUUUCGUCCGUAAGGUUAGUACUGUAACGUGUGGCUGUGCGUAGCUGAUGUUGAUGUCGUUCUGCAUUUAAGGCUAACAAUGGUUUUCUAACAUGUAAUUUCGUUCAACCAUUAAGGUGCACGCCUUUUUUCUGCCCUACAGCGUGGAUCACAUUUGUUCAUGGCUACAGCGGUUCAGGAAGGUAUUCCGGCAACCUAACCAUGUGCGUGCAGGAUUUCGGCGUGCAAGUCAAUCUAUUUAUCCUCUUUUGCCUGCACAUGCCACUCUCAGCGCAGGUGUGUAUUUAAUGAGCUAUUUUGCUUUAUGACCAAUAUUGUUUGUUUCCGCCACAGGGAUUAUCUUCAGUCUUUCUGCCAAGUGCAUGGAAGUGCUAGUUGCUUCUGCUGGUAUUACGCCGCCUUUGAUUACAAGUUUUACCAGUUGUUAAAUUGUGGAGGUGCAUAUCGUCUUAAGACGUCUAGCGCGUGUUUUGUUUGUAAAGUUGUUUGUCAUAAAAUUUCGACAGGCGAAUUGUGUUUUACUUCUGUACUCGCCUUGAGAUUUCCCUGCGAACAGAUUUGCUUCGCACCAUCGUCUUGCCUUCCCAUCUGCCUCGCGCACUCCCCUCUUCCUUACCUUCACCUCUCUGCUCAUCCCCGCACGGCAUGGCGCGCAACUUGUAGCGGGGAGGGGGGACCAUUUUGCUCUAGUCGUCACGCGAAAAUCCUUGUAUCGGACCGCACCGCGUGAAAGCUCAGGAUUGGUGCACGAGCCGUCUGACGCGCCCAUUGGUUGUUCGAUCUUGGAUCGUAUAAAGCGGUCUCAAAUGGCUACUCUUGGCACCCAUCAUCGGAAUCGUCAUUUGCUCUUCCGGGCUACAGUAGCUCUCCAGACUCUCAGCGCAGCACCUUCAGUCCCACGAUUAAUUGGUGCUUCCAGACACUUCUAGCGCUGAGCGCCGAUUGAUCUUAUCUAAUCUAUCGCACGAUACUCGUCUGAGCUACGAGCCCUGAGCGCUUAUUCGCGUCUUGUUUGAACUGUUUAAACGCGCGCUUGUACAGCUCAGUAUCUUCGGAGAUAUUUUAGACCGUGGCGACUAUGCACGCCGCGUAUCCCGCCGCGCCUCAGCCAGGAGCGUAUCCCUGCCAGCAGCCGACGAACGGCGCUCCUCUUCCCCCACCUUACGUGGCGCCUCAAGUGCAAGUUCCCACGCAACCCUACGCGGUGGUGGGGCCGCAGUACUGCUUGCCGUACGAGACUGUGCUUGUAAUGAAGGAGAAGAUGUUCUCGAUCAGGGAUAAGAAGGAGGUCCGGGAUACAAACGGGAACCUACACUUUAAGGUUGCAGACAGGCUCCUAUCCAUUCCCGCCAAAACCACGAUUCAGGACGCCACAGGCGCACCCGUGUGCAUGCUAGUGAGCAAGAUGCUCACUCUGCACAGCACCACUUUCCUCUGCCCGGGGAACAGCGGAGCCACGGGAAAUUACUUGUUUAAAGCCAAGAAAUCGAUCUUCACCUUCUGCCCCAUUCUCAAGGUGUUCCUACGUGGGAAUGAUACAAAGAACCCUGAUAUUCUCUUGAGCGGCUCUUUUUUUCAACAUGACUUCAGGAUUCACACCAGCAACGGCAUGCUAUUGGCUGAAGUGAAGCGUGAUCUGUUCACUGCACGCGACCUAGUGUUUGACACCCAGACAUACUACGUGCGAGUUAUGCCGAAUGCCGAUAUGGCGUUGGUUCUUGCUCUCGUCACCCUGGCCGACACCAUCUUUGUUGACAAUGAAGGCUCCGGUGUUGAUGUUGGUUAUACAUGUUAGAAUAAUGCAAUGAGUAGAAACAAGAGAGAACAAGCAAGGUAUAGGGUUGGGUUGUAUUCUCUAAGAACAUACACAUAUCUAGCCUAUAACUUCUACAUACUAAGAGUGUGUUCCUACGAGCCUCUUCCCAGGCAAUCUCUUCCCAAACUAGCACAUCUUGUUCAAUUAUA